AUGGCUCACAGAAGACUAAGUGAUCCAGAAUAUAGAAACUGGGUUACUGUUGGUCGAGCAAUCCAGAUUACCCGGAACGGCUUAGAAACCAUAAUUCAAAAUGCUGCUGACAAGUACCACACAUCACUGCUUGCAAAUUGGCCAAAUAAUGUACCUGCGUGGGAAUCUCGCUUGAAGACUGCCCACCGAUCACGUGAUAAAAGAAAAAUAUCCUGGAGCAACAGUGACAACACUCAGUGGUUGGCCGUUGGUGCCUCAUGGGAGAUUGCUAAGAUUUUCAUGGCUCCCUUGGGACCGAGAAAGCUUGAUGUAGUCAACGCCAAAACUACUGAUAUAUCGCAACUGUUGAAUGUAUUAGAAUGGUCUCCGAGACUGACAAAUGGUAUGUUCAACACAGGUGUCGAUCUCUCGAAAAUAGCAGAUGCAAGAAGUACUAGGAAUCUCACUUGGACGAUUCUACCAACAGCCGACUGGAAAAGCUAG
Molecule: messenger RNA, 483 nt
Organism: Paramuricea clavata
Lineage: Eukaryota; Metazoa; Cnidaria; Anthozoa; Malacalcyonacea; Plexauridae
Source: the annotation of a GenBank genome assembly